This is a messenger RNA of Penicillium angulare, 1269 nucleotides long. Its product is annotated as M20 family metallopeptidase. Bases 1 to 1269 code for a protein of 422 amino acids. Gene Ontology annotation, molecular function: hydrolase activity. The record is from RefSeq and is a predicted model, not a curated record. Lineage: Eukaryota; Fungi; Ascomycota; Eurotiomycetes; Eurotiales; Aspergillaceae. The transcript has a single exon.
AUGGCAGCAAAUACCACCAUAUCCGAUAUCCUCAAAGGCGCAACCACCCUAGACUUGACCCCUUACGAAGAUCUGUACAAAUAUUUCCACGCUCACCCCGAGCUCUCGCUACAAGAAAAAGCAACAUCCAAAAAAAUAGCUUCCCAUCUAUCCCAAUGGAACAAAUAUGAUAUCCACACAAACAUCGGCGGCUACGGUCUAGUGGGUAUUCUCAAGAAUGGACCAGGAAAAACAAUCCUCUUACGCGCGGAUAUGGAUGCCCUCCCCGUGAAAGAAAUUACUGGAUUACCCUACGCCAGCAGCGUGAUGAUGCCCGACGCAGAUGGAAAUGAGAAACCCGUUAUGCACGCUUGCGGUCACGAUAUGCAUAUUACAUGUCUUCUUGCUGCGGCUGAGAUUCUGGCUAAGAACACAGAGAUCUGGUCUGGAACUUUGAUAGUUCUCUUUCAACCGAAUGAGGAGCGAGGAGGAGGCGCACAGGCAAUGGUUGAUGAUGGACUUUACGAUAAGGUCCCUGUACCGGAUUAUUGUUUCGGUCAACAUGUUAUGCGUCUUAGAGGUGGGAGUAUUGGGUUACGAAGUGGGACUAUUAUGGCUGCGGCGGAUAGUAUGAAAGUUACUGUUUUUGGAAGGGGAGGACAUGGUUCAUUACCGCAUCAAACUGUUGAUCCUGCUUUAUUAGCUGCGCAUAUCGUGGUGAGAUUACAGGGUAUAGUUAGUCGGGAGAUUGAUCCUUCUGAUCUGGGCGUUGUGACAGUUGGAAGUUUACAGGUUGGACAGACUGAGAAUGUUAUUUCUGAUCGGGCGGAGAUCGGUUUGGAUUUUCGAACUGUUAAGCUUGAAACGAGGGAGAAGAUUAUUUCGUCUAUUAGACGCAUUGUUGAGGCGGAGUGUGUGGCUAGUGGGAGUCCUAGGCCGCCGGUCUUUUUGCCUACGAGACGUUUUCCCCCUACGGAUAAUGAUAUCAAUGCUACUGGGCUGUUGAGGGAGGCGUUUGGGGGGCAUUUUGAGGAUUUUGAUCCUGACACUCCUAGGAGUAAUGUUAGUGAAGACUUUUCAACAUUGGGGCUUUGUAGAGGGAUUCCGUGUGGGUUUUGGUUUUUGGGGGGUAUCGACCAGGGUCUUUGGGAUAGGGUGCAUGGGGAUGAGGGUUCUGGGGAGGAGAUUGCUGGGAAUCAUUCGGCGCUUUUUGCGCCUGUUAUUCAGCCUACUAUGAGGUCUGGUGUGGAUGCUCUUUGUCUUGCGGCGUUGACAUUUUUGAAGAAGUGA